Messenger RNA from Oldenlandia corymbosa var. corymbosa, 1278 nucleotides. Lineage: Eukaryota; Viridiplantae; Streptophyta; Magnoliopsida; Gentianales; Rubiaceae. The record is from the annotation of a GenBank genome assembly.
AUGGCAAUGGACAAGAACAAGGUUGAAGAGGAAGCUAUUAUUAAUCGCUUCUACAAAAUUGUGCUGAGUUGGGAUUACUUUCGCCUGCUCAAAGAAUCUGAAAAGGUGAAAAGCAAUUCGGCUGAUUGGAGUAGUCUGGGCUUGAACGAAGUGAAGAACACGUAUAAGGAUGCGGAAGAUUACAUUAACACAUUUGAGCCUCUGCUUUUUGAAGAGGUUAAAGCUCAGAUUAUCCAACGAAAAGACGAGGAAGAGGCAACCGAAUGGGUGCUAGGGAUCAUAGCAGAAUGCGGAGAGGUCAAUGGAUUUUGCCAACCACUGGUCAUGUAUGACAGUAACGAAUCCAUUGCACAAAACGAUUUAUUACUGUUAUCAAAGGAGAAGUUUGGAGAGAAUAAGAAACUCCCAACGGCAUACGCCUUUGCUCUUGUUGAGCAUCGCCAACAAGAUAAAAUUAGACUUAGGAUGAAUCUGAGUGGAGAAUACAAAGGACUGAACACAGAUGAUGUCGAAUCCUGCCAAAGGCUACUGAAUAUGCACCCUCUGGUUACUGAUGUGAAGGGAUAUAUACAUUUUAAGAAGGUUAGUAGUUUGUCUACAAUAGUCCGAGAAUAUGUUGCUCUGAGGUCAGUUAGCUCUCUUCCAUUCAGGGAUUUGAUACUAACAGCAACUGACAACAACGAUGAUGCUGAAGAUCGAGCGUGGAAAAUAUCUAGACCUCUUAAGGAGUUUAUUGAGAGCAAUCACAAUGCUUCACAAAUUGAAGCCAUAAAUGCUGGGCUUUCACGUAGAAAAUUUGUUCUGAUACAGGGUCCCCCUGGAACUGGAAAAACACAAACUAUUCUUGGGCUUCUUAGUGCCGUUCUACAUGCUACUCCAGCUAGAAUACACUCUGACAGAGAAAAACUGGGUGGAGUAAAGCGUCGUCCUGAACUUACACCGCAGGAGAAAUACUAUCAUUGGCUUAAAGCUUGUCCAUGGUUAACCGGUAUCAAUCCUAGAGAUAGGUUGAUGCCUAUGGAUGGUGACAAUGGCUUUUUCCCCACAACUGGCAAUGAGUUGGUAUGUUUUAGUUUUCCUUUUGGUACUGUUGGGUUGGGGAUCCAUUGUCUAACACAAGUAUUAUACAGAAACCAGAGAUGGUUAAUUCCAAUCGGAAGUAUCGUGUUCGUGUUCUGGUAUGUGCUCCGUCAAAUUCUGCCCUUGAUGAGAUUGUUUCUCGAGUUUAUUAUUCUGGCAUUCGUGAUGAAAAUGACCGUAGCUACCAUCCGAAAAUAG